AUACAGGACUGCCCCAUAGCUGCCGAGUGCCGACCGUAAAGACUGGCGAUGUGUCUCUCCGCGAGAAGAAGUGAAUCAAGCAUCUAAUUUGAUUGGAGUGAAUGGGGAGACAGAAACGACAUCGCACUUUACAACUGCUUCAUCUCUUCAUUGGACUGUUUUCUGCUACAAAUGCGGUUUCUUCCCUUCCCACUUAGACCUUAGUCUAGACUCGAGUGGUUAAACGUUCGGUGUUUCGCUACAGCCUCUCCUAUUCACCGAGGUCGGUAAAGGUGGGAGCAGACUGCAUCAUGAAGUUCAAACCCAACCAGACCCGAACAUACGACGGCGACGGCUUCAAGAAAAGGGCCGCAUGCCUGUGUUUCAAAAACGAACGCGAGGACGAGGUGUUGCUGGUGAGCAGCAGUCGGCACCCGGACCAGUGGAUCGUCCCCGGGGGAGGGAUGGAGCCGGAGGAGGAGCCAUGUGGGGCUGCCGUGCGGGAGGUGUUUGAGGAGGCUGGAGUGAAAGGCAAGCUGGGUCGUUUGCUGGGAGUUUUCGAACAGAACCAAGACCGUAAGAAUCGGACUUACGUUUACGUCUUGACUGUGACUGAAACCCUGGAAGCCUGGGAGGAUUCGGUUAACAUUGGCCGGAAGAGGGAAUGGUUCACAGUAGAGGAGGCCAUCAAGGUGCUGCAGAGCCACAAACCCGUCCAUGCCGAAUACCUCCGGCGGUUACGCCUCAACUGCUCCUCCAAUUCCAAUGGCAACUCGCUUCUCAACCCAAUCCCCAUCAACGACAUUGGGCCGCGCUUCAACAACCCCCAACCCUCUGUUCUGGGCACCUCCUGUAGAUAGGACUGCAGAGGCACCCCCUCCCCUCCCCUACCCCCACCCCCCCAGCAGUCAGGAUGCCAUGAAGCCAUGGUGCCACCUCUGUUUGGACCAUCUUCUCAGAAACAUAUCUGUACAGUUCGGAGCUAAUGCAAAAACCCCACCACCUGACACCACCUGACACCACCGACGAUUGCAUGAACCCGACAGUCACCCGCGGCGACGUGCCGCACUCACACCACUCCUCACCUCACCUGUGUCAUCUCACGACGUCUGAACUGGAUCCAAACCAAAGCCAUAGGCGUGGCGCUGUGCUCAAGGUCAGGGGUUUGAAGAAUGCCUUAAAAUGAGUUCCCCUUUCGUGGUUGGUUUCAGGGGUCAGGGCUAAGUGUUCUUAAUGAUUGUUAGAGAAGAAUGUUGAAUUUAUGGCCCAGUUUGGGGAAGAGAGUUUGAAGGGGACUUGCGGUUUUUGUGGGGAACAAUCGUAGAGAAUUUGACCGCAGCUGUGUCCAGAAUUUUGCGCAGAAUAAGACUUGGAAAGUCCUUCCCCCCAUUUGUCAGUGCAUCGUUAAGGGGGAGCAUGUGACGAGACCCUCCAGGUUGCACAAGGAGACGAGGUGAAGAGGUGGCUUGUGGAAGUUGGAUGAGGUUCGACCCCUUGGACCUUUCCCAAGGGGCUUAGGUCAUUGCCUUGGGAGUGAUGAAAGAUCUACCUCAGUGUGAUGGAUUCUGGGUAGGCUGGUUUCAUCAGCCAACUCCAUUUUGGACCCUGUUGCUGAGCUGAAAAUAACUGAGGAUGCAAGUGAGAACGUAGUUUGUUGUGUGUUGUGCUGCUCUACGAUGUAAAAAAAAAAUGUACCUAGUCUACUCUCAGGAUCGUGCCCACUUAAGAUGGAGGCAUUCCCCAGUCACUCAGUCCUAGACCACCUUAAGUUCUUAAGUCCCUACCUUAAAAGAAAUGAUUCAGCAUCAACUUCACAGAGACAUAAUGACCAUCAUUGUGACCUUAAUAGUUAACAGUGGUUGAUAGAACAUUUACAUCAUGGAAAGGAUGUUCCAUAAUACCAAACCACAACAUUAAUCACAAAUCUAAUUCAUAGCUGACAUUUUGGGGGACAAAACAUCUGCUGUCACUGGAACCUAAGCACACUGAUACACCCUGGCAGUGCAACACAUAGGCUUACUCCAACCCAAUCUAAAACUCCAACCACACUUUUUUGUGGGUCUUUGGAAACUCCAUUUCCGUCCAUUGUCCAUCUGGUAAACUGUCCAUGCAUAGCUAUGCAGCGCUGCUUUUAGCUAAUGUUCCAUUUGCAUAUUUAGACCCAGUAGCCUGAGAUAGCCUCAGGAGAGCCUGCCGCUUUUUUGGCUGACCAGUCCUUCCAUCUCCUCCAAAACCAUUCACUUAACAUUUGGCAGCAAACACACUGUCCCUAAACACUCCCUUUUAUCAGUGUCACAGCACGUUCCUCACUGUGCACAGAGGGAAAUAAAUAAUUAACAAACCCUUUAGCGUCACUUAGCGGCUAGCCUUUGUGCACGUCCAUUGACUGACCCUGGGAAAAAUAUGAAAUAAUAAGCACCAUGGAUUCAUGUGUUUUUAUCUGUUAUUAUGUUUAAACAAAAGUAACUCUCAAGGCAUCCCUUUAACAGUUUGCCCAUUUACUUGUUGAAUUCCCGAGACUUAAGCAGUCUACGCUAUUCCCCAAUGCAGUCAUUCAGUUCUCAGAAUUUGAAUUUGAAUUGUUGAAUGGGGAAGCGAGCUGACUCCCUUGCCUAAAAGAAAAGAAAAAAGAUGUGAAGGACAGACUCAACAAAUGUUAUGUAAAUAUUCCAAAGGAAAGUUGAAGAUAAUGUGAGUGUGUUCUUUUUUGGAAAUGCAAAGUGUAUUAAUCUUACUCUGCUGAAUAACUUUUCUAUUCUUUUUUUUCUAAUGAUGUAAAAAAAACUGACAGGAGAAGACUGUGAUGAACUCUAUUGUAAAUGUGUGUAUUUUCUCAAAGGUUAAAUGUUAUACCUUCGUCAGAGGGUAUCUUAGCAACACCCCCCACCACCAACACCAUCACAAACACUCAAUGUAAUGGUCCUUCAGAGUGCUCUUAAAGGGGAAGUGUUUGUCAUUGUCUGGCCACAACAUAGGAGGCCUUAAAUGGAUGAGAAUGUAAAGGCUGUUGUACUGUAUACUGUGGGGGAGGUUGUAUUAGUUCAAAAGGAAUGGAAUUCCAGUAGGGGGCAGAAGUGUUCCUUUCUCCAGGACUAACUGUUGAUUGUAAAGUGCUAGGUCCGAGGUGCCACAAUGGGCCUCAUGUUUGACCCUCAGAGGUCUGUCCAACUGUUACACUACACUCCCCUCCGAGAAAACAGCCACUGUUGAGACAAGGCAACCAGUAGGCUACAAAUUCACUGGGUCCUGUAUGCGGGGAUUGUUACCGUUAAUUCCGACAGAAUUAUCAAGGAAAUCAUUGUGAGUUAGAGCUACAGAUGAUCAAACUUUUAUAUAUAUAUAUAUAUGUAAUUUAUUUGUAUGUGUAAAUGAGUUUUUAUCUGACAUUAAUGAUUGCUCUAAUGAUGUCUGUUGAAUGGAAUUAUAGUGUUAUGAAAACGAUAAAGUUAUUACGAAAUGAUACAAUGAUUUGUAUUUGUGCUCCAUUGCAAGUUUGGAUUCUGCUAGUAAAUGAUACAUGUAUUAAUGUCCUUUCACCACUUUCCUUUCUGAUUGGAAAACACAAACUUGUGCAGUUUUAUCAGUCCAGUCUGUUUGGGUCGGGGUACUAAAGCAAGAGAGACUCCCAGUGCCAAGUUGUCAGAUACAUGAUGGAGUAACAUAGUCUGCAAUAUACCACCUCCCCUCUCUAAUGCAUUGCCUUCUCAGAAUGUCUGCUGUGGGCCAGGAAAUAUGGUUCACAAUAUAUUACAUUGCUGGUACUUGUAAAUAUAGUAAUUUCUACUGCAGUAGAUCAGCACCUUCAGAUAGAGCUAAUACCUGGAGACGAGUGUGUGUGUGUGUUUGUGUGAUGGUCCUGGUUGCCACAGAGACAGGAGUGUGGGCGGUCGAAUCAGGAGCCCUGUUGCUGAUGUGAAUGUCGUAUGCCACUGAUUAAACUGUGUGGGAGUGAAUGUGGCUGCACUGUCCUGUCUAUCAAUGCAAAGUGGAUGAAUCUCCUGUGUCUUUUUUUCUCUCUGUCUCUCUGUCUAGUCAAAUGCUAAUAAUAUGUACAGUUGUCAAAUCAGAUCUGUUGAUCAGUCCCUCAAAAAGACUAUCAUAUUUUAAGUGAACUUUCAUUAAAAAGGGAAAUACUUGAUGAA
Molecule: messenger RNA, 4121 nt
Organism: Alosa sapidissima (American shad)
Lineage: Eukaryota; Metazoa; Chordata; Actinopteri; Clupeiformes; Clupeidae
Gene: nudt4b
Product: nudix (nucleoside diphosphate linked moiety X)-type motif 4b
Exons: 5
Coding region: 291-839 (182 amino acids)
Biological process (GO): diphosphoinositol polyphosphate metabolic process; adenosine 5'-(hexahydrogen pentaphosphate) catabolic process; diadenosine hexaphosphate catabolic process
Cellular component (GO): cytoplasm; nucleus
Molecular function (GO): endopolyphosphatase activity; diphosphoinositol-polyphosphate diphosphatase activity; bis(5'-adenosyl)-pentaphosphatase activity
Source: RefSeq, a predicted model, not a curated record